UUUGGGCUGGUCAUCACUCAAGUAGGCACGGCUGGGUCUGGGAAUCUGGCCGAGGCCGGGGUUGUCGGGUUUUUCGGUUGCUAGUCGCAGAGUUUGAGUGGUCAAGGGUAGGUGGUUCUUCAGUGAGAUCACCAUACGCGUGACAGUGAAUAAUCAAGCAAACACCAGUGGAAGGGUAAACACAAAAAAAAAAUUAGAAAUAGACUUUAUGCUAAGUAGAGACAAAUGUUUUAUAUUUAAUCCGAGUGACUCGUGUCACAGUGGCAACAAAAUAUCAAUUUAAUCGCUUUAAUUUCAUAUAACCUUAUAUCCCAACAAAGCUUGAUUGUAGCUCAUAGGUGGAACCGUAGUUUGUGCUUGCUGAAACCCACUUGAAAGUAAGGACUCUGGACGGAUCGCCUAGCCAAAUACAAACAUAAUUUCCAUUUGACAAAAUAAAUAAAAAAAAAAAAACGGUUUGCUGAUUGCUGAUCUCCAUAUAUUUGUCAUCACGGCCCGACACGGGUUUUGUUGCUCGCGUCGGGUCCAAGGUACAGGUGCAAGUGCGUGCAAGGUGAAAAGUGAGGACUCGUGAUCGCUAGCUGAGUGUAACACAAUGGACGGCAGCUCAAAGCAGCCGUCAUCAGACGUUACGGCGAUGGAUGGAAGUGGCAGUAACAAAAGCAGCAAUAGCCACAGAACAAAUACUAAUACUGGUGAUACUGAUUCAUCGGGUUCGUCGCCUACACCAUUAACAGCAACAGCAGGAGCCGACCCAGAAUAUUGUUCGUCUAGUUCAAGUACUGCCGUGGCAAUGAUGACCACAAGUGGUGAUAUCAGAAGCAAUAGUUUUGCUUUGCCAACCCCAAUACCACCAUUGUCGCCAGGGUGUGGCUGUAUGGUCGUGGACCCACCGACAACCGACCUCGAUGAGAUUACGAUCAGCAUUACACCCACAACUGGCGGACAAUUUGAGCUGGUCGUUGAGCGCAAUGAAACCAUCGAAAACCUCAAAAAAAUUAUUUCUAAGCGACUAAAAGUUGCCAAGGAACGCAUUUGUUUACUGCAUCGAGAAAGGCAAUUGCGUGAAGGCACACUAAAAGAAAACUGUCUUCAAGAUGGAAGUCGCCUCACUCUACUUCCCAGUGUGGAAACUGGUCUAAUGGGACAACGCCCAGAACAAAGUGUAAUGCAAGCGCUCGAGAAUUUAAAUGACUCACAGGUGAAUGACUUUCUAUCUGGCAAAGCACCUCUUAAUCUGACAAUGCGCCUGGGUGAUCAGAUGAUGUUGAUCCAGCUCCAAUUGUCAACAGUAACUCCGUCAUCGCCGCAUACUAGCUCAGUGGGGCCCUCUGCUGGCGUUGCCAUGUCAAGUAACAUUGCAUCACCAUCAUCAACAUCAUCAUCUCCAGCAUCGCCUACACCGUCGACUCCAUCAUCACCAUCGUCAUCUCCGUUAUCACCUAAUGAAAACAUUGGAUUAAAUAACAUUGGCAAUACAUCACUAUCAGCAGCAUCAGGAACAUCAGGAACAUCAACGUCGAUGACCUCUAGCGUAGAUUCACUAUCAACAUCCGUGCACAGAAGGUUGAGCGACCACCUUGGCCGAUCAAUGCGCAACGCUAAGCAAAAUGGGCACACACCCGCCGGAAUUCCGUCAUUUAUAAGUAGCCUCGCCUCAGCGCUUCACGCCGCCAGCUGCAGCACCAGCCUCUCUACUGCCACCACUACAACUAAUCCAUGUGGUAGUGAACGUACUGUAUCCCCACCGACCUCCACUUCCUCAUCAUCAUCUUCAUCGGCCUCUCCAUCAUCAUCCUCAUCCUCACCUUCAUCUUCGUCUUCAUAUUCACCACCACUCUCGCCGUCUUCUUCAAGAGUAGUCUGGCAUCGCAAACAACUUUUGCACUAUCGUCACCCAAAUUAUCAUCAUCAUCACCCUCACCAUCAUCACCACUCAAGAAAAGAACAAACGUCUUGUGAAUCCGUACAAACUUCUACCUCUUCACUUACUAGCCUUACAGAAUCCGCGAAUCCUACUACCACGAGUCAAGAUUCGUUAUCUACCACACACUGUACCCCGCCAAAGAAAAAAUUAUGUACCAUGGGUCAUCAAUCCCCUAUAGACGUGCCGAGAAUUCCUGAUUCUGAGUCAGGUCUACAAAGUCAAAAUAAUUCCAUUAUGAGCCUUUCUACCAGCAGUAAAAUUACUGCUGCCACGCUCGAUACUCGAGCAUUAGCUGAAGCGUCACGUAACCUUACACAAAAACUCAAGCAGCUUUCUUCUGAGGAGCACGCCCGUCGUAGACAAGGUGCGAUAAUUGAGAGUAUGCAUCAUCACGGAAAAGGCGUGUAUUCUGGUACCUUUAGCGGUACACUAAAUCCUGCACUUCAGGAUCGUCACGGCCGCCCAAAGCGUGACAUUAGUACUAUUAUUCAUAUUCUAAAUGAUUUACUAUGUGCAACUCCACUUCAAAAUAAUGGUGCAAGUACUAGUCACUAUAGACAUCAUCGACACUCUAGCAGCCGACAACCAUCUUCCGGGACAUCUUCGGCGGGAUCUACCAACGCAAUGUGUGGUGUAACAUCACCUAAUGGGAAUCUUCAGGAUGCAUCUCCGACACCUGAGUAUUCAAUAGAAGAACUGUCGAAAGAAAAUGAAGCGACAAAAGGCAAAAUGCGACGAUUACGUUUAGUGAUGGAACAGCGACGAGCUAAACGAAAAGCAAGACGACAAGCCCGUGCCGCGCCUUACACAACUCAAUGGGCAGCUGUUACUCCAGAAUCAAAUGCUGAUGAUGAGCCAGCAGCAUCAAGUAAAAAUUCAACAGAACAGCAAAGCGAACCAGAGCUACAACCAUGCAGCUCAGAGCCUGUGGUCGCUUGAAAUCAGUGUGUAAACACACAACUAUCUUUAAAACAGUAGUCCGAUAAAAUACUUAGCAUCGUUCGUCAAAAUCGCAUCAUCUGCCUAAUAUUGGCUCUUCUAACGUCUACUUAAUUCUUGUUCAAUUGACAGAAAAUCAGUUAAAACUGCCAGUUAUUAUGGUCACAUAGCUGGAUUGAUCUUUUAAAAUUAUUAUAAUUAAAGAUCAUAAAUAGACAAUAAAAAUAUGAGAGGGCUGUGGCAAAUGAAGAUAAUAAUUUACAAAAGUAAAAAUGUGAUAUUCUACGGACGAUGGAUUUAAUAAAAUCGGUCACUGUUGUUAAUUCAGUGCAAUCAUUUUUCUCAUGUGGGUGCGAACAUUUAUGACCGACAACAAUUUAUAAAGAUAUAAUAAGCCAGUCGUUCUAAUGUACUGAACGAAGAGAAGAUGCCGUCAAGUGAUUAACAUUCACGACAUUUUGUAGAGUUAAUAUCCUGGUGAAAACAACUACUAGUGCUCGUUUUCUUAAUGAUAUUCUACUAUUGUCGUGGUCAAUUGUUUGUAGUUUAAUAAGUAGUACAUUAAGUUAUUGAUUUAUAUUAAUCACAAAUUUAUACUCAAGAGACAUAAUUUUGUGAUAAAUUUUAAAUCGCGCAGCAAUGGUGUUUACAUCUUUAAAAAAUAACCAUUUAAAAAAAAAAUUUAACUAAUUUUCAAUAAUGAGUAAACUUUUCGUUAAUUAAUAUGAUAUAUAUUUUUUGUUUUCGUAUUCUUCUUAAUACUGUGACAUAAAAAAUUUUUAAAUGAAUAAAAUAUAAUUUUUAAGCCUUUAAUUGGAAGAAAAAAAAAUACUUGUAAGCUUUGGUUGCAUAUUGAUUGUCAUACAAACGAUUUUGCAAAACAAAUUUAUAGUAGUGUUAUAAUGAGUAAAUGGUGAAAUAAAAAAAAUAAAAAAAUGUGAAUAUGAAUCAUUCUUUAAGUAGAGUUAAACGACCCUAUUCCAGUAUUUAGGCUAUAUAAAACAAGAUCCGUUAAGGUUUAUUUGUGUAAACAUUGUAUCAGUCUAUAGUAUAAUGCCUUAGUUUUAUAUAGAAACGGAAUUAUUACUGUCAUUAUUAUGAAUUAUUAUUAGUUUUGCAAACUGGCUCAAUAUUGUAUUAUAUACGAAUACUGAAAGGAGUACCAAAAUAAAUAAGAUUGCUUGCUACACA
Molecule: messenger RNA, 4057 nt
Organism: Cotesia glomerata
Lineage: Eukaryota; Metazoa; Arthropoda; Insecta; Hymenoptera; Braconidae
Product: midnolin-A-like
Exons: 5
Coding region: 596-2866 (756 amino acids)
Cellular component (GO): nucleus
Molecular function (GO): protein binding
Source: RefSeq, a predicted model, not a curated record